Pestalotiopsis fici W106-1 is the source of this 999-nucleotide messenger RNA. RefSeq lists its product as uncharacterized. The coding region runs from base 1 to 999 and encodes 332 amino acids. Gene Ontology annotation, molecular function: NAD binding; NADP binding; 3-hydroxyisobutyrate dehydrogenase activity. Gene Ontology annotation, cellular component: mitochondrion. The record is from RefSeq and is a predicted model, not a curated record. The transcript has a single exon. Gene Ontology annotation, biological process: L-valine catabolic process. Lineage: Eukaryota; Fungi; Ascomycota; Sordariomycetes; Amphisphaeriales; Sporocadaceae.
AUGGGCUAUGGAAUGGCCAGAAAUGUUAGGCAGAAAAUGGACCCGAAGGCUAAGCUGCUGAUCAACGACGUUGAUCGUGGUAUCUGUGAACGAUUUGUCCAAGAAUUAAGUGGUUUUGGCCCAGUCAAAAUUGUCGACAAUGCGAAAGAGGUGGCGACCGAAGCAUUGACCAUAUUCUCCAUCGUCCCAGCAGGUGAACAUGUCAGGAGUGUCUACCUUGACGACCAGACCGGCGUGAUUGCUGCAAAGUACACUACUCCAAGCAUCAACAACACACGGAGAUUAUUUAUAGAAUGCAGCACCGUCGACAUUACCACGGCACGGCUCGUUGGAAAAACGCUGCGAGACAAUGAUAUGGGAACCUACAUCGACUGCCCAGUGUCCGGAGGUGUCCCUGCGGCCGACAGCGGCAAUCUCAGCCUGCUGUUGGGUAUCGAUGACAAAGAUCUAUCAGGGAGCCUAUCACAGAGGCUUAAACAAGCUACAAAGUACUUUGGAGAUCCAAACAAGAUCUUUUACUGCGGUGGCCUGGGCUCGGGUCUGGCCGCCAAGAUCUGCAACAACUAUCUGUCAUGCACUAUCCUGCUGGCCAAUUCCGAAGCCAUGGCAACCGGGAUAAAACUUGGUCUCGACAAACACGUCUUGCAUAGAGUCAUACAAGCAUCAACCGGACAGAAUUUCAUGGCAGAUAAUGUUUGUCCGGUGCCUGGAGUCGUUGAACAUGCGCCUAGUAGCCAUGAUUACAAGCUUGGAUUCAAAGCGCAAAUGCUCGCCAAGGACGUUGGCCUGGGCGUGGACGCUGCUCAAAGUGUGGGAAUUGAGCCGAGUAUUGGAAAAGCUGCAUUGGAGGUCUACAAACAGGUUGCGCUGGAUGAGCGUUGUAUUGUGAGUGUUUUCUAUUCUAAAACGACGCAUCAUGGACAAUUAUGCUUACCCAUGUCUUUAAUCCAGGACCGUGAUGCAUCAGUGGUCUAUAGAUAUUUAGGAGGACCUGAAUGA